Trichoderma breve is the source of this 5337-nucleotide messenger RNA. RefSeq names its product proteasome stabiliser domain-containing protein. The transcript is spliced from 5 exons. Gene Ontology annotation, biological process: proteasome assembly. Gene Ontology annotation, molecular function: molecular adaptor activity. Gene Ontology annotation, cellular component: cytoplasm; nucleus. Bases 1 to 5337 code for a protein of 1778 amino acids. NCBI's taxonomy places the organism in Eukaryota, Fungi, Ascomycota, Sordariomycetes, Hypocreales, Hypocreaceae. The record is from RefSeq and is a predicted model, not a curated record.
AUGACAACCGUGACUCCAGAGCAGCGAGAGCUGCAGCUAGUAGAAAGCGUCGAAUUCAGAAUUCUCACCGUUGCCAAUGAUGAGGCUAAGCUCACCGACCUCCUGGGACGCUAUUUAGCCCCCAUCAUUCUCAAGGCACAGAGCCCCAACGCUGCCGUCAGAAACAAGGUCAUCACACUAUUGAGUCGGCUGAGAACAUUCAUCCAGCCUCCAAGUGUCAUCCUACCUGUCAAGGCACUGCUUGAACAGUACAAAUCAACAGACAGUGCCAUCAUCAAGCAGCUGGAUUUGCCACUCAUUCAGCACAGCCUUGGUCGUCUUGAUGAAGACGAUAGACGGGACUUGAUUCCCAUCGCACUGAAAGGUUGCUCCAAGGAUGAAGGCCAACCAAGAGCUGCCAGCUUUUUCAACAUCAUUCUUCAACUCCUGAUUGAUGUCCGCAUUCCGUCACGCGGAAGCAAAGAAGACGAGACCCUUCGAGCUUCUAUUGGUUUAGAGGAUCCUGCUGAUGCAAAAUAUCUCGCCAAGAUGCUCUCUCUUUUUCUACGCCUACGGCCCUCAACCCCCAGCCGGACGGUGGCUGAAUCAAACCCAACCUUCUCUGAAGAUGAAAGCAAGAUCUUCUCUGUGGAAGGUCCUGGAACUGAUAAGAUCUUCCAGAACAUCUCACAGGUAAAGGCCAAGGCUGUUUCAUUCUUAGCCAGUGCUGCCUUUACCGAUGAGGAAAAGUUCCUACCUGCAUUAUACGCCUCCUCAACCCCCGACACCAGAGUAGCAUCUAUGGCAGAGGAAAUUAUCAAACGAACAUCAGUCUCCCUAGAACAGGAAGACUUAGUAAAGAAGCUGUUUGAGGCCCACUCUCGGCUUCCUGCUGCCUAUCGCACGCGGAUUCUUAAUCUGCUUGCCAAAUCCACUAUUGCAUCAACAAUGUCACAGAGCAUUAUGAACGUGGUGAAUCUUGACUUCUUGCCAAGUUUCACCCAAGAUUCUUCGACAGAUGCGCUUAAACCAUCAAGUACGCUAGAGAAGACAAAGCUACACAAGGCUCUUUUCCAGUUUCUAUCUUGGGUUGCUCAACAAAUAACGCACGAUGAAGUCCAGCUUCGCUCGAGAGGUUACGAAACUAUUGGCAUGCUUGCGCGGUCAGCCGAUAUGCCUUUCAAAGAGCGGAUUGCUCUGGCUGCUUGGCUCUUCCAAGCCUUGUCAGAAGACCCAACAAAUGAGGCCGUAGUCAACAUUGACGGAGCGCUUUCAAGUCUUACAGCAAAUGUCCCUGAACAUAUUGCUGACGAAGAUCUCGAAUUGAGGAAUAUGCUCCUCAAAUAUAUGUCUCUCUCUGAAAAGGCACCUGCUGUACGAAGCACUCGACAUGCAGUUGUCAAAUGGGCCAAUGAAUGCCUAUCAUUCACAAACAUUGAUGCACGAUGGAUCAAUUUUAUGGCUGUCGCUGGUCGCCAUCAGGAGAGGAGUGAUGUGAUUGAGCAAGGGCAAAAAGGUCUGGAUCCAUGGACCUACGCCGCUCAUAGAGAGACUGCCCCCGAUCUUGCACCUCCUGCCGACUAUGAGCCUGGCCCUGGAGUAACAGCGCUGCCUAAUGACAGUAUCUAUGACAAUUUCAGAGGGUCCAACAUUAAUGCUUUUGCUCUGAUCAUUCAGUAUUGCAAGCAUAUGAUAUUUCUCGCGGCACUGCCCGAGUUCGAGGUGCAGCCCGACUGGAUGCAGACGCUUAACGCACAAAUAAAGACCAACAUCAAAACUAGGGAGAAGAUUCAAGAAUACUUGCGAUACAUCGACCCUUCGUAUCUCAGCAUCUACCUCAAUGCAUGUCUUGUUGGCGCUUUUCUCGAGGAUGCUCCCAUCACGGAAGAGUGUCUUCGCUGCUUUGUCGACAUCGCCUCUCUUUCUCCCAGAGUGAUUGUCGGAGAUUUCACCAAACACAGAGUUACCAAUCUGCUUCCUCUUAUCAAAUCUAAUAAGAGUGAGAUACGGGACUUGAGCGCGAGAGCCCUGGGUAUCUUGGCGGCCCAUCCAACAAUGGAUGUUGAUGACGUUCAAAACUGGGGUAUGACUCUCAAUGCUUUGUUUGAGAAAGCCACGACGGCAGUUGGCCCAGAUCUCAAUGCUGCCGAAGGAGCCCUCGCCGCCUAUGGACAUCUUUGCUCUCGAUCUGUCUUAUACAACCACGCAUCUGUGGCUGAGUGGAAAUAUCCGCUUCAAAUUCUCGUCGAGGAGAAUGUUGCAGGAUCUCUAUUUGAUGCAGCCGUCGAAGCUUUUACCCAUCUUUGGCUGGCAAAACUUGCCAUCCCUCCAAAAGACGGAGCCACUUCUCUUGACAAGAUCAUCAAAAGGCUGUCCAAGAAGGCCAAAAAGGGAAAUGAGAAGGCGAUUAUUGGUCUUGGGAUGCUGGCUGCCAGUAUACCAGACGCUGAACUUCCAGAAUCACCUGCUUCGUGGUCAGAAGGCCCAGUUGGUGCCAUCUUGACGGAGCUGUUUGCUCUUCAUGAAACCAAGCGAGUGGAGGUUCAUUUCACCGUCGGUGAGGCCAUAACCAUUGCAACUGCUCGCUGGGAUUCGGACUAUGUGAAACUCAUGGUGGAUGUCGAAUAUCGAACCCGCGACUUCCAAAACAAAUGCCGGGAAUCGCUGCUUACAAGCAUUCUGGACAAACUCUUCGAGGACUGCAAAGCAACCAAACCAUCUCUUCUGAAGGCUUCCGGUAUUUGGCUUUUCUGUAUCUUGCAGUACUGUUCAGACCUCCAUGAAGUAAACUCUCGCCUCCGACAAGCACAGGCCGCAUUUAUGCGCCUUCUGCCUUCAAGGGAUGAAUUAGUUCAAGAGACUGCUUCCCGUGGCCUUAGUUUGGUCCAUGAACGCGGAGAUGAACAGCUCAGAGCAGCUCUGGUGAAAGAUCUUGUAGCUGCAUUUACAGGAUCGGCGCAACUCAAGGUGGAUGGAGAUACCGAGUUGUUUGAACCUGGAGCAUUGCCGACCGGCGAGGGUAGCUCGAUUUCUUCGUACAAGGACAUUGUCAGCCUCGCAAACGAAGUUGGUGACCAGGGGCUUGUCUACAAGUUCAUGGCUCUAGCAGCCAAUGCAACUGAAUGGUCCACUAGAUCAGCCUUUGGGCGCUUUGGUCUCACUAACAUCCUCUCAGAUGCUGAAGUCGACCCUAAGAUAUAUCCAAAGCUCUACCGAUAUCGAUUUGAUCCGAAUACCAAUGUCCAACGAUCCAUGAGCGAGAUCUGGAAAGCCUUGGUGAAAGAUCCAAAGGCUGUGAUGGACGUUCACUUUGACGCCAUCAUGGAGGAGCUGCUGAAGAGCAUACUCGGCCGAGAAUGGAGAAUGAGAGAGGCCAGCUGCGCAGCCAUUUCCGAGCUAUUAACCGGCGUUCCGUUCGAACGGUAUGAGAAAUUCUACAGCGAUAUCUGGGCAAAGGCAGUCAAGGUCUUUGACGAUGUGAAGGGAAGUGUCCGAGAGGCAGCUUUCAGGCUCUGCAGAAGCCUAUCCAAUACUCUCGCCAGACAGCUCGAAGAGGGAACUCACGAAGCAUCAGCCAAUGCUAUGAUGCAAAAAGCAUUGCCCUUCUUGUUGUCGGACAAGGCCGCGGAGAGCUCAGUUCAAGAGGUGCAAGUCUUUGCCAUCAUCACCCUCAUCAAGAUUGCGCGACACGGUGGUAAACAUCUGAAGCCAUUUAUCCCAGAGGUGAUCCCGAAGCUUCUCGGACUUCUUAGCACGAUCGAGCCUGACCGCAUCAACUACUACUAUCAGCAGGUUGGGGAGGAUAGCCGCGAGAAGAUUGAUAAGAUACGAUCACAAAUGGUUAACCAAUCCCCCAUCUCUGAAGCUAUUGACAACAUCCUGCGGUUCGUUGACGAAGACGUGAUGGUUGAGUUGGCCCCGCGCCUUGAGGCAACUAUCAAAACUGCGAUUGGAAUGCCAACCAAGAUUGGCUGCAGCAGGGUCCUUACGACCCUCUUUACUCGUCACACUAAUGAGAUCAAGUCUGUUUCUACUCAAUUUUUGGAACUACUUGGCAAGCAGGUUCUGGACAAGAACGAUGAAGUUAGCCAAGCUUAUGCUCGCGCGUCUGCAUACAUCAUGAGAGUCGUCUCCGACAGCGCUAAGCAACGGUUUUCGGAGCGCAUGCUAAAUCUUUACUUGCAAUCAGAAGAUGAGGUCCGUCGCCAGAAGGUUUCAGACGUCAUCGUUUCUCUCGCAAAGAUAUCUCCCGAUCACUUCACCACCCAGGAGACAAUCCUGUUGCCAUUUGCUUAUCUUGGGUCUCAUGAUGUUGACGACUACACCAGCAAAGUAUUCCGAGAGGUGUGGGAUCAACAUUCUGGCAGCAGUCGAACUGUCGUUCGCUAUGUACCAGAGAUUGUCAGCCUGAUUGAGCGUUGUUUGGCUACCACCCAAUGGGCGCUUCGACACACCGGUGCUUUCACAGUUGCUGCUAUGGUCACAGAUGUAGCCAGCGCGAGCGAUACCACGGGUGCAAUUUCUGAAGCCAACUUGAAAGCCAUAUGGCCCGUCUUUGAAAAGGCUCUCGCUCUCAAGACUUUCCCCGGCAAGGAGAAGCUGCUAGAAGCAUUCCCUGACUUUAUCGAGAAGGGCCAAUCUCUGUGGAGAUACAAUGCUGAUAUUGCAGCCCUGAUGAAGAAGAUUGUUCUCCGCGAAGCAAAGCGAAACAAUGAUGACUACCGUGUUCAUGCUUUCCGCUGCCUGUGGAGAUUUGCCAAAGCAGUAGACAGUGUUGACCUUUUGCAAGAUAUCGUGGACAUUGUGUCUCCCCACUUGGAGGAUCUCAAGGAUGACAACAAGAUGGAUGUGGACUCUCAGGAAGAAACUGUGAUUAAGACUGCAAAGAAUGGACUCGAGGCUGUGGCACGCGGAUACAGUCGCUUGUCGGAUAGGCGGGCAUAUGCCGUUGCCAGCCAAGUCAUCAAGGCCCUUGAGCCUUUCCUCUCGAGCCCCAAAUUCAAUGCGAUCAAGCGAGAGGUUUGGUACGAAUCUGUCAUCGAUCUCAUGAAAGAUCUUGCGGCAUCCGAGCCCCCCGCAGACUCGACAUCACUGGAUAAGGACGGUGUGUUGCAGGGAUAUCUCGGCAGCCUCGAUGUCGACAAGGCUGAAGUUGGGGUUGAGUCUCAGAGACUGAAGAGAGUUGAGGCAGUUUCCGCAACUCUCAAAGCCUACACCAGUGGCGUCUUUGGGAAGUCGAGUGUACAAAUGGACGAAUUCGAGGCUGCUGUGAUGAAAGCCAAGGAGGAAGAACGUGUUCCGGAAGUACAGAGGGGUUGGCAGAGAGUGCUGUCGGAAUUACAGGAGGCGCGUGGUUGA